AUGGCGGAAAACGAUAUCACCAAGUCGGCGGUACCUACCGGGUAUGCUUUUUGGACAUCAGGGAAGCCAAAACAACCAAACGAGAUUAAUUGGAAAUACCAUUUACGAAAACUGCUAACUGUAAAAAAGUUCUCAGACUUGGAAAAUGAUCAAGAAAAGUCUGGACUGAAAAGGAGUUUGAAUGCUGUAGACUUGACAAUGAUUGGUAUUGGGGCAAUCAUUGGGACGGGUAUUUUCGUUUUAACUGGUCAAGCGGCUGCCACGAAGGCCGGCCCAGCGAUUGUUGUAUCUUUUAUAAUAUCCGGUAUUGCAGCUAGUUUUGCUGCAUUGUCUUAUUCAGAAAUGGCAUCGAUGAUACCCAUAGCUGGUUCUGCUUAUACCUAUUCAUAUGCUACAAUGGGCGAAUUAAUUGCAUGGAUUAUUGGAUGGGAUUUGAUUUUGGAAUACGCAGUUUCUGCCGCGGCUGUUGCUAUUGGCUGGUCAGAAUAUUUUGUAAGCUUUUUUCAAGACGCAUUUGGUGUGGAACUUAAUCCAUCAUGGACAAGUGCACCGCUAAAGUUCACUACAAAAACACAAAGCUUUGAAUUGGUAGAAGGAGCAUACUUUAAUCUGCUCGCCUUCCUGAUUGUUAUUAUUUUAACCGCUAUCUUAACAAUUGGAAUCAAAGAAUCAGCGAGAGUCAAUGCAGUAAUUGUGGCUUACAAAGUUUUCGUGGUGAUUCUGUUUAUUAUAAUCGGAGCCAUCUAUGUCAACCCACAAAACUAUCAACCUUUCGUCCCACCCAAUACAACCGGCCGAUGGGAUGAUUUUGGUGUUAGUGGGAUUUUCUCGGCAGCUACAACUGUAUUUUUUGCUUAUAUAGGAUUUGAUGCAGUUUCCACAACUGCUCAGGAAUGCCGCAAUCCUCAACGAGAUAUGCCAUUGGGUAUUAUUGGAAGUUUGGUGAUAUGUAGUGUAUUGUAUAUCGCAGUUUGUCUAGUGUUGACCGGAAUUGUUCCUUACCAACAGUUGAAUACUGGUGCACCAAUAGCUGUAGCUACCAGUAAAAUUGGCAUGAAAUGGCUUAGUAUUGCUAUUGAUUUGGGAGCUUUGGCAGGAUUAACUUCAGUCAUUCUAUGCAUGUUAAUGGGUCAACCUCGAAUUUUCUAUUCGAUGGCAAACGAUGGACUCUUUCCGGCGGUUGCUGCAAAAAUACAUCCACGCUUUCAAACACCAUACGUCACCAUUAUGAUUACAGGAUUUUUUGUUGCUGUUCUCGCUGCAAUAUUUCCAAUUGCUGUUUUGGCUGAAAUGACUUCUGUUGGCACAUUAUUUGCCUUUUUCCUUGUACAUAUCGGUGUGAUGAUUUUAAGAAUAAAAGCACCAGAGAUCCCACGACAAUUUAAAGCUCCUGGAGGAACGUACUUCGUCCCAAUUGUCGGUGCUCUUCUCACUGUUUUACUAUUGGCAACUGCAACGAAGCCUAGUAUCGAACGACUUUUUGGUUGGAUGGCAAUUGGCCUGCUAAUUUACGCAUUUUAUGGAAGACGAAAUUCGAAAUUAGCUCGACGUGCCGCAGAUUUGGAAUUUAAUGACGGCAAUAAAGAAGAUCCCAAUGACAUUAAGGAGCCGAUCGAAAAACCGAUUCCGUAG
Molecule: messenger RNA, 1632 nt
Organism: Ambispora gerdemannii
Lineage: Eukaryota; Fungi; Glomeromycota; Glomeromycetes; Archaeosporales; Ambisporaceae
Source: the annotation of a GenBank genome assembly